Aspergillus japonicus CBS 114.51 is the source of this 465-nucleotide messenger RNA. RefSeq lists its product as uncharacterized. The coding region runs from base 83 to 328 and encodes 81 amino acids. Lineage: Eukaryota; Fungi; Ascomycota; Eurotiomycetes; Eurotiales; Aspergillaceae. The transcript has 3 exons. The record is from RefSeq and is a predicted model, not a curated record.
UGUCGAUUUAGCAGCAACAAUGAAUUAAUUGAACUGUGCUCCAGACCCAUGUGAAGAAUGCCCCUAAUGUCAGACGAGUGACAUGUGCCCGGUCAUGCCAGAUUUUGAGUCGAUUUCGUGGUUCGUUAUAAGUAACGGGCGUACCAUUGUUCUUAUAAUAUAUCUAAGUUUGCUACACUAUAAUACUAAUGGUGUCACGUUUUUACAGAGUGGGCAACCGUGCAAGCUGCUUUUUCCGCUUGCUGCCCCCCCCGGAUGGGUUGUCGCCGCUCAUCAUCCGCGAAUGCUUAUAAAACGACCUGAUGCAACCGUGUAUGGGCGAUGCUGAUGCUGGGGUGAGAAAAUACAUGAUGGAUAGAUGCCGUGGACGCGGAAUGUGUUCGUGUCAAUGUCCGCCCCGACCCAGAAGCCGAGCUUCGGUGGGUGGUGGGCGCUACUCCCAACAUCCUUAGCGGUGCUGUGACC